UAUAUGUUUAUAUUUCUUACUUUUUCAUUAGAAUGUUUUAAAUACAAAGUAAUAUGUUUUAUUCUUUUUGAUAUAAGAGUUUUCUUUCGAGUAAAAUGAACUUCAUUAAUACUGUCGUCAGGAGCUGGAGAAUGUUUGUCAUUCGUUUAUUUCCGGAAACUUAUAAUCGGAGUUCUCAGUUUCCCGAAUUAUGCAUGGUUGAAGAUUACCAUUCUAGAAAUCAAAUACCAUCCUCAAAUCAAAAGAACUUUCCAUCUCUAUUAGAUGAAAUUAUAGGGAAUGGUUUUCUUUGGGCUGUUCCUAAAAAAAGAAGAUCACUAGAGAGGAGAAUGACACGAAGAAUGGGGUUUGGAAAGAUGAUACUUCCCAAAAGAAAUCUUGUUGUUUGUGAUGCUUGUGGUCAUUUUCAUCCUGUUCAUACUAUUUGUGGAAAUUGUUAUGAAAAAGUCAAGUCUGAAACUAAAUUAAUACAAGAUGCUGUAAUGAAGGAAUUAAAACUUGAUCCCAUUGAUAAAGAAGUAGUUAUAAUGUAUGAAAAUGAUUCCAAAGACAGUAACAUAUUAAAUGGAAAGAGAAUAGUUGAAGUACCUAAAACAAGACCAUCCUGGUUCAGUAAAAAUCUCCUUGCUAAGGAUAGUGAAUUUCCACGUAAGAAAAAUGAAGCAGUAAGUGAGACUGCAUUUGCAGUAGAAGUUGAACCUACUAAAAAAAGUUCUUAAAAAUUAUAUUUGUGUAAUAUUAUUUAUGAAAUAAAGAUGUUGUUUACUCAA
Argiope bruennichi is the source of this 770-nucleotide messenger RNA. RefSeq names its product 39S ribosomal protein L32, mitochondrial-like (gene mRpL32). The coding region runs from base 96 to 719 and encodes 207 amino acids. The record is from RefSeq and is a predicted model, not a curated record. Gene Ontology annotation, cellular component: mitochondrial large ribosomal subunit. Gene Ontology annotation, biological process: translation. The transcript has 3 exons. Lineage: Eukaryota; Metazoa; Arthropoda; Arachnida; Araneae; Araneidae. Gene Ontology annotation, molecular function: structural constituent of ribosome.